GACCCUGUGACCUUUCGCAGGAUCGGACGACAUCGGACGAUACGACAUUUGAGAAUGGCGCUUCAGGAUUUCUCUCCCUUUCCCGUGCUUAUAGCCGCGGCGCUUGUUGCCGUGUCGGCGGCAGUGGUCGGCUUUCUCUUCUCCGGCAAGAAGAAGGGCCCGCCGAGGGCUCUGCAGGACCCGACCGUCAAGUAUCCCUUCAAGCUCGUGGACAAGGAGAUCGUGAGCCACGACACCCGGCGGUUCAGAUUCGCCCUCCCCUCUCCCGAACACGUUCUAGGUCUGCCCAUCGGCCAGCACAUCUACCUGAGCGCCCGGGUGAACGGCGAGCUCGUGAUCCGCCCUUACACACCUGUCUCCAGCGAUGACGACAAGGGCUACUUCGACCUUGUCAUCAAGGUGUACUUCAAGAACGUGCAUCCCAAGUUCCCGGAUGGAGGGAAGAUGUCGCAGUACCUGGAGAACAUGCAGCUGGGAGACUUUAUAGAUGUGCGCGGGCCGAGCGGCCUGCUGGUUUACGACGGCAACGGUCAGUUCAGUAUCAAGCCUGACAAGAAGUCACCGGCGGCGCAGAAGACAGCAAAGAAUGUCGGGAUGAUCGCAGGUGGCACCGGUAUCACCCCGAUGCUUCAACUUGUCCGAGAGGUGUUGAAGAAUCCAGACGAUGACACCAACCUGUAUCUGCUGUUCGCCAACCAGACUGAGAAGGACAUCCUCCUCCGACCGGAGCUGGAAGAGCUGGCCGACCAGUACAAGGACAGGUUCAAGCUGUGGUACACCCUGGACCGUCCGGAGGAUGGAUGGAAGUACAGCGCCGGUUUCGUGGAUGACACCAUGCUAUCGGAGCACAUGCCGCCACCCGGUGACGACACCCUCGUUCUGAUGUGCGGACCUCCGCCCAUGGUCAAGUUCGCCUGCCUACCUAACCUGGACAAGCUAGGCUACACUUCUGACCGACGCUUUGCUUACUGAUGACUACAACAGCAAUGAUGUCACGGCAAAUGACAACUGUUACAUGCUCCUAUCACAUUAUAUAUUAAGAACAACUUCUGUCCAUGGUCAAGGUUGCCUGCCUAACUAAUCUGGACAAGCUGGGCUACACUUCCGACAGACGCUUCGCUUACUGAUGAGUGCAACAACAGUGAUGACACUGCGAAUGGCAACUAUUAAAUGCUCGUAUCACAUUAUAUAUUAAUAACAACAUUGUAUCAGACCAAUUCAGAAUGACCAGCUUGUGCUAGAGGAAUUAUGUAACUAUGUGAAAUUAUCCAAGAGAAUAUAUCAUGAUAUCUUUGUAGAAAGGCUACACCAAUCAAUUUAGUUAAUUUUGUGAUCUGCACGUUUGGAUUGUAUUAAUCUGUUUAAAAAAAGAAAUAAUAUGUGCACACAAACUUUCCCUUUUUUUAGUUUUAAUGCUUGGCAGUAAUUCACAAUUUUCUCUGAUAUCUCUGGAAACAGAUUAGAUAAUAGAUCCAAUGUAGCAUCAUUUUCAAAAGUAUUAUAUAUGUAUUUGUGUAAUUGUAAGCACCCUAAUCUGUAUAUCUUGUAGCAAAUGGAUUAGUUUUUAAGGUUGAAAAUUGUCAAACUUCUUUUUUCAUUAUCAUUACUUUAGCAUUCCACCUCCCCCCCAUCAAAAUAUCAGAGAAAUUACCAAAUACAUUGGUGUGGCCUAAGUAUUUUCAUCGGUAUACAUGUGACACUGAUGCAGGUACAAUACAUUGUAUUGUCCAACAUGCAGAAUGGGCCAACCAAAAAGAAUUGCCACGUAAAUUGAAUUUAGAUGCAGUCAAACAUUUCCAAAUUUGUAGGUGUGACUGUUCCAGGUUCAUCCAUCCAGCAUGGCAACUGUGAUGUGUGCAAACAUGCAGUAAACUGUGUCAGUAGGAAUUUAGAAUCUAGAAAGUUCAGGAUGAUUGAACUGUGAUUAGGGAGGAGGCCUUAGAAAUGUAAUUAUGUACUAGUACAAAACAUCAACCUUUGAUUGCCAAGUUGUCUGUUUCCCAAGUGAAGAGAAAAUCAUGCAAACCAUUACUCCAAUGUAAUUGCAAUGUACUUACUCUCUGACUUUUUUACAUGUU
This is a messenger RNA of Branchiostoma floridae (Florida lancelet), 2078 nucleotides long. RefSeq names its product NADH-cytochrome b5 reductase 3-like. Lineage: Eukaryota; Metazoa; Chordata; Leptocardii; Amphioxiformes; Branchiostomatidae. The transcript has 5 exons. The coding region runs from base 55 to 972 and encodes 305 amino acids. Gene Ontology annotation, cellular component: mitochondrion. Gene Ontology annotation, molecular function: FAD binding; oxidoreductase activity. The record is from RefSeq and is a predicted model, not a curated record.